Messenger RNA from Bufo bufo (common toad), 2647 nucleotides. RefSeq names its product NOP9 nucleolar protein (gene NOP9). The record is from RefSeq and is a predicted model, not a curated record. The transcript has 11 exons. Gene Ontology annotation, molecular function: RNA binding. Gene Ontology annotation, cellular component: nucleolus; 90S preribosome; preribosome, small subunit precursor. The coding region runs from base 82 to 1842 and encodes 586 amino acids. Lineage: Eukaryota; Metazoa; Chordata; Amphibia; Anura; Bufonidae. Gene Ontology annotation, biological process: endonucleolytic cleavage to generate mature 5'-end of SSU-rRNA from (SSU-rRNA, 5.8S rRNA, LSU-rRNA); endonucleolytic cleavage in ITS1 to separate SSU-rRNA from 5.8S rRNA and LSU-rRNA from tricistronic rRNA transcript (SSU-rRNA, 5.8S rRNA, LSU-rRNA); endonucleolytic cleavage in 5'-ETS of tricistronic rRNA transcript (SSU-rRNA, 5.8S rRNA, LSU-rRNA).
GUAAGAGCGCGUGGUGACGUCAUCAGCGCGCGGCCGGACGCGCACGUGAGCUGCUGGAGUCUGGAUGCGGCAGAGAGGUGCAUGACGAUGGGCACAGAUCAAAAGAAACUCACCGGGAAGAAAAGACCUCAGCAGGGCGAGAGGAGCCGGGCGUCAUCUUCUCAGGAGGGAGAACCACCAAAAAGACAGAAGACAGAGGCCAAGAAAGGUCCACAUGACAGCCCACUCCCCCGGCUAGACCCCAAAUCUGUGGGCUAUUUCCGACGAGUAGGAGAAACUCUACAACAAGAUUUUGAAUCUGAAGACGACCGGGCUCUGUUUGUCCGGAACGUCUUUAAUGAGGUGAAGGGGAACGAGCUGGCUCUGGCCACAGACAUGUCUGGCAGCAUUGUCCUGCAGAAGCUGCUAUCGGUGGCAGCCUCCUCCCAGCUGUGCCAACUCCUGGAAGUUCUCAGUAAGAGCUGGCAGCUCGUAUGUUGGCAUCGCAGCGGAGCUCACGUGAUUCAGACCGCUCUCCUCCAGUAUGAGCGGCUUCAGAGCCAGAAAGCUGCGGAGGAGGAGGAGGAGGAGGAUGAUGGUGAUCCCUGCAGCAGCCUAGAGGAUCUGAUCCUGAGUCUCUGUCUGGAGGUGAAGGACAAUUUCCUGCCCUACAACCAGAAUACACAUGGAAGCUUCAUUGUGCGGACUCUGCUCCAAGUGCUGAGUGGGACCAUCCUCAACCAGGAGACCUCCAAGAAAGGAGGUCAGGGGUCCGCAGUAAUGUCUGAGUUUGAGGUUCCACCCAGUUUCUUGCAGCAGUUACAGGAGAUGAGCGCAUUAUUCAGGGGUCCCAUCGGAGUCUUUGCCACCCAUAAACUGGCCAGCUUGGGGAUGCAGACCGCUUUAAAGGUCCUACACAGGAAAUCGCCGUCCACGUGCACUGCACUCUGCGAUGAUGUCAUCAGCUUCUUGUCCUCCAGGAAUGUCUCAGGAGAUGGCAGUGCCCUCUUGGUUUUUCUGAAGGAUGAGACCAGCAGCCGCCUACUGGAAAAAAUUAUUGAGGUUUCCGAGAAGAAACAACUGCGCCGCCUCUUUAAUGCCCACUUUCAAGGCCAGCUUCAGGCGCUGUCAGCACAUCCCAUCGCCAACUAUGCGGUGCAGAGACUUAUUCGUGCCAUCCAGACCAAGAAGCUGUUCUCAAGGUUGUUUGAGGAGCUGUCACCAGCAAUGGAAGAUGUUUUAGCCAAAGGUCACAUGGGGAUCAUCACAACCAUGGUAGAAACCUGCAAGAGGCUGGAGAGUCACCAGAAGGAGUUAGUCGCCCAUCUCAUGGAGGCCUUCCACUGCGCCUCCCCAGCCUCCCGCCGUGUGACUUGUGUGCCGCUUCUCCUGACUCUACUGACUUAUGAGACUUACUACAAGAUUGAGGAAGAGGAAGAACCUUCUGAACAUAAAGAUAAUCCAGACAUAAAGCUGCAGUCUAUUAACUAUCAUGGUUCUAUAUUACUGCAACACCUCCUCCAUUUUGACGAUCCCACCAUAGUUCUGCACAGCUUGGCCGGUAUGACAGAGGCAGACCUCCACACUGUAGCUUGUAGCCAGGCCGGGAGCCACAUAUUUGACGCUCUGCUCAGCAGCACCACAAUCACAGAGAAACAGAGGAAAAAAGUUCUUCGGAAACUAAGGGGUCACUGCGUGGAGCUUGCGUGUAACAAGUAUGGAAGCCGAGUUUUGGACCGUGUAUGGAAUGCAUCCUCUAUGGGAGUGAAAGAGGAGAUUGCUCAGAAGCUAGGUAACGAUCCAUCUAUAUCCUGUCUGAAAAAUGUUUUAGCUUCGGCCUUCUGUCCCAGAAUCCAGAGCUGAAUGUCAGAUUUCUGUGGCCACAAGUCUCUUUCUUUAAACUGGUGUAAAGUAGAACUGGCUUAGUUGCCCAUAGCAGCCAAUCACAUUCCACCUUUCAUUUUCCAAAGGAGCUGUUAAAAAUGAAAGCUGUAAUCUGAUUGGUUGCUAUGAGCAACUAAGCCAGUUCUUCUUUACACCAGUUUGAUAAAUCUCCCCCAUAGUUUUACAGUGAAUUCAGUGGUACGGGAAUAAAAAGGGUUUGCAAGGCUUUGUUGAAUAAAACGUUUAGUAAACUAUGAUAUUUAAAUAUACAAAGUGUAAAGUAUGUAAUGGUCACCUAGACCAUUCGACCACUUCCCAAUAUGGCCUCUGACCGACAUUCCUAUGAUACAUAGAGAGGUGGUAGUCAGAAGACACCUUACUCUGUCGUGGCCCCUUCUAACGCUCUGUUUGCAGUAUGCAUGUACUGUUACUUUAUACGUCAAACAAAACAAUAGCUGAUCUUGGAGAGACCAGCUACAAAAUCUUAAUGAGGCUCCGCAGUAUGGGUCUCAACACAGCAAUCCAAAGUGCAAAGCUCCCUGGGCGACAGUAAUCUGCAAAAUAACCGUGAGGUCCCAGUGAUGGGUCUUCAACACACAUCCCUCCAGGGAAGUAAAACCAAAUAAAGGAAUGCAUAUACCAGUACCCACCUACAAUACAAGGAAUAUCACUACAUUAAAGGGGUAGGGAAUAAUUAAAGGGAAUGAACCAUUAAGGGUACACUCACACGUUCAGGAAAUGAUGUCCGGAGAAUCCGCAGGCAAAUGGGUGCGGUCAAUCUGCA